Molecule: messenger RNA, 2676 nt
Organism: Desarmillaria tabescens
Lineage: Eukaryota; Fungi; Basidiomycota; Agaricomycetes; Agaricales; Physalacriaceae
Exons: 12
Coding region: 1-2676 (891 amino acids)
Source: RefSeq, a predicted model, not a curated record
AUGUCCAACCUGACUCCAGCUGUCGCCGCUAUCCCUGAGCCUUCUCCGUCUCCGGAGGAGCCCGUGCGAUACCAGUACUUUGCUCGCUUCAACCCACGCGAGUAUUAUUACGCGUACCUGUCGGGUGGCGGCCCUCUUCGUGCCGGUGUCUACACCCUGCUGCUGCCUAACAUGCAUCUCCUCUGCCACCAAGGCCUCAUCGACUCGCAUAUUGGCGCUUGUAUCUGGGGAUUCCUUACGCGCUGGCACCACACCCUGCCUCCCAGGCUUAGGGUCCGGUACUGGAAUCAGGUGCUAGCACGCGUCCCCGCGGAGAUGCGUUCUUCGCAUGUAUUGACUAGCCUGGAGGUCAGGUUGCCCUUCCCUGGCGAACCUGGUUUUGUCAUGACUUCACCGCCGCUCCCCCUGGUCUAUUACCUCCUGCAGCGGGAGGUUCCCGAAUCCAAAGCCUUGCUACGAACUCCACUGAUCGACGAGGACGCCUUUCCGGGCGUGGUUUUCCCUCGGUAUCCGACUCCCUUGCCAGACGACGUCGACGAGCUGGCUUCAGAGCGAGGGACUCCAGUUCCCCUGCCCCAGUCGUCGCCGUGCCCGCUCUCUACUGGGCAGACGCUAACCCUGGCUACCGCCUAUCCUCCGCUCUCCAUGCCUCCUGUGGGGCCACCAACGACAGCACCUCCACCCUACCAGGCUCUAGCUCCUCAGGCCCCACGGCCGGCUACUCAGCCUCCUCCUUUUUCUGGGUUUCAGCCUCCCGCCGUGCGUCACGGUCGCCACCAAGUGGCGGCCUCUCUUCAAGAUCUCCAGCAGACUUUGAGGAACCCGUCCUUAACUUCCGGCAAUACCUUGCCAUCGGCUGCGACCUUCCUCGACCUCAACCGUUGCGUUACCGCUAGUCUCCCCGUGCUGCCUACCCCACCGACUCCUGGUCCUAGAUGCCAGCCUCAACCCCAGAGGCCGUUAUCUCCAGAUCCCAGGCUUCCUCCGCCGAGUUUUUCCGUAGUCUCUACACGCACUGCUCAGCGCAUCGCGACCUCAAGUUGUACCCCUCGGCGUCGUCUCCAUUCUCAGGCUAGGCCCCCCCUUCCCCCUGUUGUUGGAGAAGGGGAGUUUUCUGUAGCACCCAUUCCUCCUGCUUCCCGGGGGGGCGUCUCUACUCCACGGCCUCAAGAGCCGUUAUUCUUCCCUAGCUCUGAGGAGGAGGAUGGACAUCGUCCUCCUUCUACAUCUCCUCCUCUGCCUCCGCCUCCAUUUGGCGACGUUGGCAAUCCUUUCGAUGACAUGCCUGUUGUCGACGGAGUCCGGGUACCUUCACCCGAGCUUAUCUAUAACGCCGUCUCCAGCGACCUCGUCGACGACCACAACUUUGACGUGGGAUCCCCUGUUACUGAGAUCCCCAAGCGUACCACUCGUGCCAAGGGGAAGGCCAAAGCCACUGCUUCUUCUUCCAAGAGGAGGGGCAAGAAGGGGGUCGUCCAGAAGGCCAAUAUUCCUCCUGUGACUCCUCCUCGUGACGAGGACUCUGCCCCUUCCCCCCCUCCUUCUGUGCACGUUCGUACCUCUUCUGCUCGUCGUCCGGUCGCUUCGCCUGGUCCUGAGCCUGUAGCUGGGCCUUCUCGUCUCUCCAAGCGCAAGAAGCAGUCCCAGGCUGCUACUCCUUCAACUCCGCCGGCGGCGAUUUCUCCUCCUCAUGUCCCUCUGACACGCUCACGUGCGGCUGCCACCAAGGCAGCUAUUCUUCCUUCCCUCGUCAAGCUCCCUGAGGAGUCAGGGUCGGACCCUGAUGACGACGUGCCUCCCAGAAAGAAGCGUAGGGUUUCCGAGGCCAAGAAGGAGAAGAAGAAGAAGGCCUUACACGUGAAGGAGCCGGCCAAGAAGCGAGGUUGCAAGCCUGACGCUCGUUACAUGCUUAGCAAGCCUGGGGCUGAUACUGGUGUGGUCGUCGGCCACCAUUCCACUAGCUGCGCAGAGCUCGAGGUCCUGACCUUCGAUGAUAUCCGUGAGGGUCUGGCCACCUUCUUCAAGCCCGUUCGGUAUGGUGACAAGAACGGCACCUUUGGUGCGUGUUCAGAUCCUUUCCCCUAUUUCACGCGGGCUCCCGAUGUUCCUGGUGAUUGUGUUCCCUGUUCAACUAGGGGCAUCCCUUGUACCUGGACGAACCGGUUCCCAGGUGCUGCCUGUGACCAGUGCACCAGCAGUCACCAUGGACGGUGCUCUGCUAGGUACACCGCUCAAGAAAUGAACAAGGUAUCUUCAAAGCUCGCCAAGUACACGAGAUACAACAUCGGUUCAAUGGAGUCUGAUCUCAAGGAGCUCCGCGCACUUAACCACGACCUGGAGCACCUCGAUGUGCUCAUGCGCCGCAACUUCCUGAGGCGCGACCGCCUGAUUCACCAGCUCGCGGAUUCUCUCGACCAGAUUGCCGGCCAUGAGAACGGUAAUGCCAUCAUCGAAGGCCUGGCUUCCACCUACGAGGAAGUCUCUAGCUUCGUCAUCGAUGAUGGUAUUCGUCGCUCCCUCGGUCGUCCUCUUAAUUUGCCAAAGCCUGGCGAGUCCUCUCAUUCUGUGGCUGGUUCUAAGUCGAAGUCUCCUACCAAGGGUGACGAGUCCGAGGCGGAUUUAGAUCCUAACGGCUCUUCUGCUAGCAGCAGUGGUAGCAGCAGCUCCAGUGAUUGA